This is a messenger RNA of Carassius carassius (crucian carp), 3416 nucleotides long. Its product is annotated as CRACD-like protein. The record is from RefSeq and is a predicted model, not a curated record. Lineage: Eukaryota; Metazoa; Chordata; Actinopteri; Cypriniformes; Cyprinidae. The coding region runs from base 207 to 3047 and encodes 946 amino acids. The transcript has 13 exons.
GCAUGCUCAGUCCUGAGAGACAGACUACUGGAGCACACUUGUACCUUCCCUGUGAAAGAUACACAAUCUCAUGAGCUUCAGCUCUUUUUCAAACACCCCGUGUAAAGAUGUUGGUGAUUUGAUAAAACGGAUGUGAAGAUUCACUCUUGGACCUUGUACAAAGGAUGCACUAAUGAAACUCUGCUUUUCGGGUGAACUUUGACACCAUGGCUGGAUUUUACAGCUGCUUUGGGGACAAAAGUGAUUGUGACAUCAUGGCCUCAGGAUCUCCAGACGUCACAGUCACUACUGAACCAUCAGAAGCAGCAGAAGAGUGUUCAGGGAAAAAGAAGUCCAAAUUCCAGACGUUCAAGAAUUUUUUUGUAAAGAAAAAGAGGAAGGAAAGUCCUGCACCAUCGAGUGAAAGUGGUUUAAAGGCCAGUCAAUCAAGUGAUGACAUCAACACCUCAGAGCCAACCAUCAGCCAUGCCAACAGCGACAAUGACUGCGGAUCCAAGAUCAGCAUGGGAAGCAAAACCAUGUCACAUGAUAGUGUGUUCGUGACUGAUUCGCCCUCAUCAGAGACUCAUGAGGGUCUGGGGGAAUCCCAAGACAGCAUUCAUGGGAAAGUGAAGUCUCUGCAGCUGCAGUUGAAGCAGGCGAUUCGUCUGGGCUCUCCACCAUCACUCCAGUGCGGGAGGAAAGGAGAGGACACAGGGGCUCUUUCUGAAGAUGAUGGUCUUCCCUGCAGCACUGUGCUGGCCACACCUCUUCACUCAUCGGUGGAUUUGACCCAGAGUUCCUUGAGCAUUGAGGCUUCAGAGAGUGAAGAUGAUCAGAUGUCUUGUGAAGCUUCUUCGAGACCCGGCACACCUCAGGGCUCUGUCCCCGCAGACUUCAGUUUGCCCGCCAGUUCUGUCUCCUGCUUAGACAGCUCAGCUGCCCGUCACCGCAUCGCUGUCAAAGCCAGCGCUUGUGCCAAGAGAAAGCCUGUCAGCAGACAAAUGUUGGACAAGAGAAGAGACCUGAGGGAAAGAGUGCUGCUCAGAGACACAGAGGACAAACUACGGAUGAUGGUCACAACUAUUGGAGAAGAACAUAAAGAUUUGCCCGGAGAACAGGUGAAUGAUUCAGACCGUGAGUCAUUUGCUUCUGAACAGGAGGAAGAGGAAGUAAGCGACUCCAGCCAGUGUCAAAAAACUUCUCCAACAUCCUCCAUCUCAGCUGGAGACAUCUCUGAAGGAGAGGAACACGUUCCUGGCGAGGAUCACGUCCCCAAGUAUGAGAUCCCAGAAUCCUCUUGGGAGAGUCCAGUAACACUUGAGCUGCAGGCCGAUGACUUCCUGUUGGACACCGGAUGUGAGGUCGUUCCUGAGGAGCAGGGGUCAUUGCUGGAGGAAGUGUUGAGCUCCCUGAAGAGCCCUCUUGCGUCAGGACUAGCACUGGAGCAUGAGAACAUGCUUCUUCAGAGGGAGGGGCAAGACAUAAGUGGUGAGAGCGUAGCUGCUCAGCUUGAGGAGGAUCUUCUCAAUCCCUCAGAGCCUACAGUGAGCACAAAGGAACCGGCUCCUCUGCCUGACUCGCUUUCUGAAUCAUCUGUGGAUUCAGAGGAGAUCGCAGAGGAGACCACGGAGGAGGAGGAGCUGCUGGAGGUGCCAGAGUCUGCUGAGGAAGAGUCUGUGGAUGCAACUCACCAAGUGUCUGAAGAUGAUGUUGAGAAACAAGCAGAUGAGGCUGAGAGUGCCAAAGAGAGCCAAGUGUUAUUAGAAUCGCCAAAAGCUUUCGCAGUAUGUGAGAAAGAACGCGAUGAAGAUGUUGUUGAGGAUGAAGCUGAAUUGGAGAGACAAAACAAAGAGGGUGCAGAUGAAGAUGAUGAGUUGACGGUGGUGGAACCUGAGAUGCAGAAGAACUGUACAAAUGAUGUUAAACAUCAAGAGGCUGGAGGUGGGACAGGUUCUCUAGAGCCUGAGAAAGAUGAGACUGCGGCUGAUGAAAGAGAAUCAACUGCAGUCAAUGCUGAGAAUGUUCCUGAAUCCACUCCCACAGUCAGAGAUGAUGUCUGGACUUCAGCAGAAACCAACGAUGAGCCUGAAGCCUUAGCAGAGACGCUACUUUCUACUGUGUCCCCUGUGCUGGAGAGUCCACUUCUCCAUUCUCAGUUCUCCAGUCCAUCUGUGUCUCCUGUAGAGCAGGAAGAGGAUGUGUCUGGUGAGCCCCAGGAAGUGUCUUCAGGAAAAAUUCAGGGUGCUUCUGAGCAGCAAGUUCUUGAGACACCUACAAAAGAACCUAUGAGAAUGCUUGAGGUUCGCCCUCGGUUCACCAUCGCCCCUGCAUGGCAAAGGUCAUUGGCUUCUGGAGGCACCCAAGAGCAGACCCAGACCAUCUCACUGGUGCUACCAGAAACGAAUGCUUCUAAUGAAUCUCCCCAAACAACUGAACUCAUUAAACCAGCCCGAGCUCAGAGUUCCCCAACACUUCCUGUGCAGAAAGAGACGCCCCCAGAGAACCCGUUUGGAGUGCGCUUGAGAAAGACUCCAGUCCUGCGCCGCUAUGGUUUAGAUGGAGAUUCGCCUUGGACCCCCACUCAAACAGAGUCUUCAGCGGCGCAGGAGACCCAGGAGCACGAGCAGAGCGACAGGAAGCCCAUCUUACUUAAGAAGCCUGAUCUGCUAGCUGACACUGUGAUGUCCGUCAGGAAAAUCCCAGACACAGUGGGGAGAAUAUCUGUUGGUGGCACUGAUUCUCCAAGCUGGAUCUCUGUGGCCAGACAGAAACAGAGGAACUUCAUCGAGAGCUCGCCUGAAAACUCUCCAGAGAAACUUCCCGCGCAGGGGGAUUCAUCAGACAGUUUAUCAAAUCCAAUCGCCAAAGAGCAACCGGCACGGCCGUGUUCACCUUUACAAGUGUUCUGCUCCCUUGAACUGUCCAACACAUCAACGGUAGAGAAGGAAAGCAAGAGAAGCACUAUCCCGUCCACUGCGCCUUUGGCCCAAGAUGAGCCUCCCUGGCUGGCUCUCGCUAAGAAGAAAGCCAAAGCAUGGAGUGAAAUGCCCCAGAUUGUUCAGUGAAAGGCCCUGCUGGCAUAUGGACUUCAUAAUUCUUCCCUAUAUUUACAUACACAUAAACAAUACAUUUGAGCAGUAAUAGGAACCAUAUACAGACUAAUUUUGCUUAAUCUGCCCGGUGUCACUUAUGUUUUUGUGACAUCAUAAAGGAAACGAUGCACAUUAGACUGGGGCUUAUGGGUAAUACAUUGCAUUUGUAUUAUACAGGUGCUGGUCAUAUAAUUAGAAUAUCAUCAAAAAGUUGAUUUAUUUCACUAAUUCCUUUCAAAAAGUGAAACUUUUAUAUUAUAUUCAUUCAGUACACACAGACCGAUAUAUUUCAAAUGUUUAUGUCUUUUAAUUUUGAUGUUUAUAACUGACAACUAAGGAAAA